AUGAAGCCUACACAAGGUUUCAGCAAUCUGCUGUGCCUCGCCUCCUUGAUUGCGCAGCCUGUUAACGCAAUCGUCGGAGGAAGCGAUGUAUCCGCCGGCGACGCACCAUUCGCGGCCGCCAUUAUCUCCAGCACCAAUUUCGGCAACACCUACAUCUGUGGGGGCUCACUGAUCAGCUCCAAGACCGUGCUCACAUCUGCUUACUGCGUCGAUGGGUCUUCAGCAUCGUCCUUAAGGGCACGAGUUGGCAGUCUCGAACACGCAUCUGGAGGCAAAGUGAACCAAGUCAUUAAAGUCAUCAAGCAUCCCAACUACAACACCAACACCAGAGACUUCGACUACGCCAUCCUUCAUCUCCAAGACGCCGUCCCGGAUAUCACACCUGCGUUAAUUGCCAAUGAAAAGACGGAAUCUGGCGCGCCUUUGACCCUGUACGGCUGGGGAAGUACGGACAAGGACUCCGAAAAGAUCCCCAACAAGCUGCAGCAGCUUGGAACUACAUACAUUACCUCUGGCGACUGCAACUCAAUGUGGUCAGAUACCAUCGCGGUGACUUACAACAUGAACUGUGACGCCGCGCCGGAGAAAGGCAGGGGCUCUUGCACCAAAGACCAAGGAGGUGCCGUUGUCAACGAGCUCGGAGAGAUUAUUGGUGUUAUGGGUCAAUACAACUAUUGCGAUAAGGCGUCAAAUGGUCGCCCCGAUAUCAAUAGCGAUACUUUGCCUGCGAAGGAUUGGAUUGAUCAAAACACCAUCUGA
This is a messenger RNA of Penicillium antarcticum, 759 nucleotides long. RefSeq names its product S1 family peptidase. Gene Ontology annotation, molecular function: serine-type endopeptidase activity. The record is from RefSeq and is a predicted model, not a curated record. Gene Ontology annotation, biological process: proteolysis. The coding region runs from base 1 to 759 and encodes 252 amino acids. Lineage: Eukaryota; Fungi; Ascomycota; Eurotiomycetes; Eurotiales; Aspergillaceae. The transcript has a single exon.